CCAGCCAAAUGCACCACACACACCCCACCAUCUCUCUCUCUCUCUCUCACACACACACACACUGACAUACAGACACACAUCUUUAGCCACAUCCUCAAGUGAGUGAAAUGAAGGCAUCAUACAUUGCAGUGUGCACUCUGCUGGUGCUGCUCCUGGCAAAAACAGAGGUAACAAUGGCAGUAACAUGCAACCCCACACAGCUGAGCCCCUGUGUGGGUGCAAUGACAUCUUCAAAUCCACCAUCUUCCCUGUGCUGCAGUAAGAUCAAGGAACAGAAACCCUGCCUCUGCCAGUACCUCAAGAACCCGAACCUCAAAAAGUUUGUCGACUCCCCCAAUGCAAGGAAAGUUGCUAACACUUGUGGAACUCCUUUCCCCAAGUGCUAGAUCCCUAAAUCA
Molecule: messenger RNA, 398 nt
Organism: Juglans microcarpa x Juglans regia
Lineage: Eukaryota; Viridiplantae; Streptophyta; Magnoliopsida; Fagales; Juglandaceae
Product: non-specific lipid-transfer protein 2
Exons: 1
Coding region: 108-386 (92 amino acids)
Biological process (GO): lipid transport
Source: RefSeq, a predicted model, not a curated record